UUGUUUAUUUAGGUUUCUUUGAAAGAGUUUUGGUGCUUAUUUAUGUGACAAUGGUGAAAUUAUACCAUUUGGCAAUUUUGUAUAAGCAUCCAAACAAAGCUGUCGCUUUAUGCUCAACAAGUGAUUUAACAACAUUUGGCUUUUUCCAAAGGAACAGUAUUCAAGAGUUCAUGAACUUUACUAGUCAGAUCUUAGUUGAGCGAUGCCAGCCAGCUACUCGGACAUCUGUGAAGGAACAAAGCUACAUGUGUCAUGUUUAUGUAAGAGCUGACAGAUUAUCUGCUGCUUUAAUAUCAGAUCAUGAAUACCCACAUCGUGUAGCACAUACACUUCUAAAUAAGAUUCUAGAACAGUUUACUUCAAAAGUACCUCCUUCUGCAUGGGCUGGAGAUCCAAAUUCAGUUGCAUUUCCUGGACUUGAGAAAUUUCUGUCCGACUAUCAGGAUCCUCGAAGUGCUGAUUCUUUAACAAAAAUUCAGGAUGAAUUGGAUGAAACCAAGAUAAUUUUGCAUAACACAUUGCAGGCUGUUUUAGAACGGGGUGAAAAAUUGGAUGAUUUGGUUGUUAAAUCUGAACAAUUAAGUGUACAGAGUAAAGCAUUUUAUAAAACGGCUCGAAAAACAAAUUCAUGUUGUAGUAUUCUUUGAAUUUGGAGGGGUAUUCUAACUUGACCAAAUAUUUCUGUCUGAAAAAUUAUUUUUGGACCAGCUUGAAAGUUUGUAAAAUGGUUGCUGAAGUGUUUUAUUAAUAUAUGCCAUUCAUAAGUUCCAUUUUAUAAUUCUAAAUAUAAAGUAUAUUUAUCCAUAUUUGAAUAUGUUACUGUAUAUUUGUGUACUCAUUUGUUUCAAGAUAACUUGUUUAUUGUCGCAAUAAAAUCUUGAAAAUUCUGUGUUUAAA
Messenger RNA from Stegodyphus dumicola, 897 nucleotides. It is a transcript of the gene Ykt6, whose product is annotated as YKT6 v-SNARE homolog. The record is from RefSeq and is a predicted model, not a curated record. Gene Ontology annotation, molecular function: SNAP receptor activity. Gene Ontology annotation, cellular component: Golgi apparatus. Gene Ontology annotation, biological process: endoplasmic reticulum to Golgi vesicle-mediated transport. NCBI's taxonomy places the organism in Eukaryota, Metazoa, Arthropoda, Arachnida, Araneae, Eresidae.